AAGCUAAAUGAUACCCUCUUCACUCAUAUCCAUCCUCAUCCUUCUCAUCGUUUUCUGGAAUAGCUAUUGUUUACUUUCUUUUCAAAUAUCUUGGUAUAGUAUGAUUAUUAUAUAAGUGGAAAUAGGAAAUAUCACCAUUAGCGACAGGCUCCCACAGGUGGACAAUUUUCAGGUUCGGGAUGAGUUUCCCCGGAUCGUCAACUGCGCCGUCCCCAAUUCCCCGCAAUCCAAGCCCACGGUCCCUUGUCUUGGAAGUUGGAAAUGCUACCCCGUACCUGGGUUGUGGGAACUUACCAUCGGGGAAAUUUUUGGACAAGGGGAAUGGCGACGCGUUAUCCUGACCGAAGUGACGUCUUAAGAGCUGAUAAAAUGGCGAGGCGCCCUCGGGUUUUAAUUGAAAGCUGAGAGCCACUGUGGGUGUUAGCUACCCUUGUCUGAGUGAGGCACAGCGAAUUAUCGCACACAAUGACGAUUCGUUCAGUUGCCAUCACGGCACUUGUGGCCGCUGUCAGUGUCACAGCUCAAGAUACUACAGUCGAUAUUCCUAGCGACCUUGCGACGCGAUCACUCGUACCGGAUGUUUACGGGUACUCAAUUGAACCGGUAUGGGUUCACGACUACGUCACCACGCCUCUAGCCGCAAACCUCCUAAGCAUCAUCGCGAAUGUAACGGGCAAAGCGCCCCCUAUUCGCGUGGGCGGGAACACGGCCGACCAGACGUAUUUCUACGAUACACUUUCGACUGGAAAUGAUUCAGUCGCAAUUCCAGCACCUCUCACUGCGAAAGUUUUCAACAUCACGCCAAGUUGGUACGAUAGCUGGGCGGGAUACUUCCCCGACGGCACUGGUUUUGUAUAUACGCUAAAUUUGGCUGUCAAUACCUCCGCAUGGUCCAUCGCGGUCGCGGAGGCGGAAGCUGCGCACGCGGCGCUCGGCGAUAAGCUCACACUAUUCGAGCUUGGCAACGAGAUUGAUCAUUUCAUCCACAAGGGAUGGCGAGAUUCCUCUUGGGACGUGGCCUCGUAUAUCGACCAAUUCCGAAACCUUACCGGCCAGAUCAGAAACUCCGAGUGGUACACAGGAGUCGAAGAAGCGAAGCGACCCAAGUUCCAAGCUGCGGUGUUCGCUGACCCGCCUUGGGUUCCAGACCAGCAGGACGAGAUUGAUGAUUUCAGCAUUGCGAAUUUGACCGGCAACGGAGAGGGAGGUAUUGUGGAGAGACCGGAGGAUAAGGAGAUUAUCGGCAGCUAUGCGACGCAUUUGUACCCUCAGUCCACGUGCGAUACGCCGCGCUGGUUAAGGAUGCGGUUGGAUCUGUUGUCAAAUCAUACGACGCUUUGGUUGAAUGUAUCGCAAUAUGUGCCGCAAGUCGCCGCGGCCGACAAAGCUGGCGCGCCUCUCGUCAUGGGCGAGACAAACUCCGUAUCCUGCUCCGGCAAGAGCGGCAUCAGCGAUACCUUCGGCGCUGCCCUCUGGGGUGUGGAUUACGUCCUCAUGGGAGCUUCCAUCGGUAUCAAGAAGACUUACUUCCACCUCGGCGCUCAAAGCGAGUACUCUGCCUUCACACCCAAGUCCUACGAACUCAAGAAUGAGACACUUGCCCCUGGUAUACGAGCGAAUUGGUAUGGACACUACUUCGUCGCGAAAGUAGCCGCCGCCCAGAACAGUCAGAAUCUCAGCAUCGUUGCUCUACCAGCGGCUAAUACUAGUUCAUUAAGCGGAUACGCGGUGUAUACCGGCGAAGAGCAACAGCGAUCGCUUAGCAAACUGGUAUUCCUCGAUAUGGGCGUCUGGAAUGGAACAGAGGGACUAAGCAAUAAUUCUACUCUAAAAGCAACGGAUGGCACCGUGUUCAGUGAGGGCGAGAGGCCGUCUAGUACUAUUCGCGUCGCAACAUCGUGGUCUUCUGGACGAAACGUUAGCGUUACAAGGCUUACCGGCCCGGGAACUAAUGCUAAGAGCGGUGUUGCCGUUUCGGGUGUUACGUUUGACCCGGCGACUGGCGACAAGACUGGCGAGGAGAAAGUAGAAAGUGUCUCGGUGGGAGAGAAUGGACAGGUGGAGUUUAGUAUUAAGAGGGCCGAGGGAGUGUUGCUUGAGGUUGUGGAUGCGUCUAGUUCUGGUAAUCCUAAUGGAUCUAGCCCCGUUGACACUUCUGGGGCAGAGAGAGUGAGGCUUUGGGGUGGAUUGGCAGUUACUAGUAUUGCUGCUGGGUUUAUUGGCAUUUGGUAAAAUUAGAGGAUGAAUAAUUGAAUAUUGAAUGACUUCGAUUGAAUAACUUUGAAUACAAUAGAAAUCUAAUUUCUGUAUAAAAAACCAUACACUAUGCUGACGAUUUUUAUAAACAUCCUGAAUACUUCAACCAUUAUCACUGC
This is a messenger RNA of Hypoxylon trugodes, 2375 nucleotides long. Its product is annotated as glycoside hydrolase superfamily. The coding region runs from base 466 to 2232 and encodes 588 amino acids. The record is from RefSeq and is a predicted model, not a curated record. The transcript has 2 exons. NCBI's taxonomy places the organism in Eukaryota, Fungi, Ascomycota, Sordariomycetes, Xylariales, Hypoxylaceae.